Danio rerio (zebrafish) is the source of this 5104-nucleotide messenger RNA. Lineage: Eukaryota; Metazoa; Chordata; Actinopteri; Cypriniformes; Danionidae. The record is from RefSeq and is a predicted model, not a curated record.
UCUGAGUGCACUAGAACGAGGCUCUCUAGCGGGGCACAAGCAGGCGCGGUGCCUGAAGUUCAGCGCGCCGGAAUGAUGAUGUCUGCAGAUCUUCCAGAAACAAGUCAGACCAUUAAAGUCAAAGAGACCGCUAGAGCAAGAAACAAGGAGCUGUCACAACAUCAUAAAGAUGGACGAAAUCAGCCCUUAAAAUGACUGAGCGAAACAAAACAGAAAUGGGAAGUACCAGGAAGAGAGCACGGCGCUUUUUGGAGAUCAUCACGGUUCUCGCGCUCUGUGCACCGCACGCCAGCGGUCGAGGACCCGUUGGUGAUGCCCUUGCUGAUUCCUUGUCAUCAGUUGGUGGGACGUUACCUCACUUCCUGCAAGAGCCUGAGGAUGCUUACAUAAUCAAAAACAACCCGAUUAAGCUGCGCUGCCGUGCCACCCCAGCCCUGCAGAUAUUCUUCAAAUGCAACGGGGAAUGGGUACAUCAAAACCAGCAUUCCUCACAAGAGUACAUGGAUCAAAACACUGGGGUAAAAAUCCGCGAAGUGACGAUCAAUGUUACCAGGCAGCAGGUGGAGGAUUUUCAUGGGCCGGAAGACUACUGGUGCCUGUGUGUGGCCUGGAGUCAUCUAGGAACAUCCAAGAGCCGCAGAGCCACCGUGAGGAUAGCCUACCUCCGCAAGAACUUCGAGCAGGAUCCUCAAGGGAAGGAAGUGCCAAUCAAGGGCAUGAUUGUGCUGCAUUGCCGUCCCCCAGAGGGAGUGCCCAUGGCAAAGGUGGAGUGGUUGAAAAAUGAAGAACUGGUCAGCGCACUUGAAGAUGACAACAUUGACACUCGUGCUGACCACAAUCUGAUCAUCAAUGAAGCCAGACUUUCCGACUCUGCCAACUACACCUGCCUCGCCACUAACAUCGUCGCAAAAAGACGCAGUACUACAGCUACUGUAGUUGUGUUUGUGAACGGCGGUUGGUCUCUGUGGACUGAGUGGUCUUCCUGCAGUGUGAACUGUGGGAGAGGAGUUCAGAAACGCUCUCGGACCUGCACGAACCCUGCUCCUCUGAACGGAGGGGCUUUCUGCGAGGGCAUGUCUGUCCAGAAGAUCGCCUGCAAUGCAGUCUGUCCAGUGGAUGGAGUUUGGGAGGAGUGGAGCGAGUGGACGAUGUGUAGUGCGCAGUGUGAGAGACAGCGAUGGAGGGAGUGCAACGAUCCUCCACCCCGUCACAGAGGCAAGAUGUGUGAGGGAGAAGGUCAAAGCACAGAGAACUGCACUGGAGGAUUGUGCACGCAAAAUGGAAAGCUGAUGCAUGAUGUUAAGCCACAGAGCAUGGAGAACUCAAUGGAUGUAGCGCUGUACUCUGGUUUGGCUGCGGGUGUGAUCGCUGUGGUUGUCCUCAUCGUGGCCAUUACCCUCUACAGGAAGAGCCAGAGCGAGUAUGGAGUGGACGUCAUUGACUCAUCAGCUCUCGCUGGAGGAUUCCAGUCCUUCAACUUCAAAACCACCAGACAGGGCAAUCCACUUCUACUGAAUUCCUCCAUGCAGCCUGAUAUAACCGUCGGCCAGACCUACAGCAGCCCAAUCUGCUUUCAGGACUCCAUCGACAAAGAGCUCUUUGACCCCUUGCCCGACAAGGUCAAAGUUCAAAGCUCCUUUAUGGUUUCACUAGGUGUGGCAGACCGGGCCGAGUACCAUGUAAAAGCUCAUCCACAAACCCUCCCUGCAAACCUUCACCCAAACUACAGCAUGGUAGAAGGAAAGAAGACGGCCACAAUGGCUCCCAAUGGACUUCACACCCCCGGGAAGAUUCAGCUGAAGACAAGCGCUGUGUUUGGACACCUGGGUGGCCGAUUAGUCAUUCCAAAUGCAGGAGUGAGCUUGCUGGUUCCUCACGGGGCGAUUGCUGAUGACACCUCUUGGGAAAUGUACAUGCUCAUAAAUCAAGGAGAGACUAGUGCCCAAUCAGAGGAGAGGUGUGAGAUUCUACUGGGGCCAGAGAUCACAUAUGGACCUCCGGGCCUAAGCCUGUCCUGUCCUGUUGCCAUGACGAUAGCUCAUUGUGCUGAAGUCAGCGCCGAAAACUGGAACAUUAAACUCAAGAGACAAACCAAGGACAACAAGUGGGAGGAAAUAAUGUCAGUAGAUGAUGAAUCAACCUCCUGCUAUUGCCUGAUGGACUCACAUAGCUGUCACUUGUUGCUGGAUCAGCCGGGCUGUUAUGCGCUGGUGGGGGAGCCAAUCACCGAUGCCGCCAUAAAGAGACUAAGGAUUGCUGUGUUUGGCAGUAUGGAGGCUUCCUCUUUGGACUACAGCCUGCGAGUGCACUGUGUAGACGAUACGCCACAUGCCUUUCAGGGAGUGGUCACAGCUGAAACCUGCAGAGGAGGUCAGCUUUUAGAAGAGCCCAAGACACUGUUCUUCAAAGGAAACUGCCUCAGUCUGCAGGUGUCCAUCCAGGAUAUCCCUCAGUUUCUGUGGAGCAUCAAACCCUUCACCACCUGUCAGGAAUUCUCCUUCACCCAAGUGUGGUAUAGUAACCAGCAGCCUGUGCACUGUGCCUUCUCACUGCAGAGACAUAGCGCCGCCACCAACCAGCUCUCCUGCAAGAUCAGUGUGCGGCAGGUCAAAGGUCACGAGCAGAUCCUGCAGGUCUACACCUCAGUGGGAGAGAAUGAGAAAGAGACAGUCCCAUUUUUUAUGCAGGCAGAUUGCACGGUGACUUCACAGACAGGGGCCAAAGCCUUCAAAAUCCCCCUGUCCAUUCGUCAGCGGAUCUGCACCACCUUCGAUACUGCCAACGCCAAGGGCAAGGACUGGCAGCUCUUAGCUCAGAAACUCCACAUUCAGAGGAAUCUGUCCUACUUCACCAAACAGAAGAGUCCCUCUGCUGUCAUUCUCAGUCUCUGGGAAGCCAGACAUCAGGACAGUGGAGAUCUUGACUCGCUCGCAAGUGCUUUGGAGGAGAUUGGAAAGAUUCACUGUAAAAGUCUGCCUCAGAGUCCAGAUGAGAACGAAACAGACUUUACGUUUUGAGGGACGACGGAAAACUUCAUGUGUUUCACCAGACACAACUCAAUUUGGAGUCCAAGUGGAACGGAGCUGAGGUGCAUCCAGUCUGAGAGGAGACCGGGAACAGAUGCGAGCGCUCACUUAUCUGUACAUGUGCAAAGUUGGAAUAAAUUUGGCAAAGCUUAGACGUCAGAGUGCCAAGCCAUCGCAUCUUACACAAAAUUCCGCCUUAGCCUUUCCUGUUUUGUUUUUUAUUGUGUGGGAUUAGAUAGGUGCAGGCUUUUCUCGUGCAUCUUUUCCAACAGUUGCACAGUAUUUAGACCCCAUCUGCAUGUGAUCACUGACGUGCGCUUUGUUUGCACUAUAUGAUGUAUCGAGAAGGCAAGAAAGGGAAGUACACUCCUGCCUUUUUUGCACAUCACGCAUUGUGAACGUGGCUCACCAUGUUCUUUUGUUUCCAUUGUUGUUUUAUUGCCUUUUUGCCGUCCUAAUAGGAUCAGCUGAUGAAUAACAUGAGGUAUUCUAACUUUGUUUUCAGCUAUGGCAGAGUGACUGCGCAGUAGAAAUGAAUCUCAUUCAUGCAGGUUAGGGGCUAAAAAUCAAUUACGUUCCUCCCUCUGAAAAUGCAUAACCCACCCGUGUGCUCGAAUGCAUUACUGUUCCUGUGAGCGAAUAUGAGUCAUCAGGAACAGAGAGCACUACUAUAUCAUGCCUUUUAUAGUGAGCGUCAGGCUUGAGACUAAUAUUGACCAGAAGCAGGGUUGGCUUAAGCCAUGCAAACGGCAGCACAUCCCUUUUGUUAACACUUCUGGCUUUCUUUUGAAAUGCGGCUGAAAAGGAAGAGACUUUUGUAAAAUGAAGCCUGUCUUAUCUCCUCUGACCAAAUUCCUCCGUGCGGCGUCAAACACAAUAGGGCAACAUGGGCCGCUGAGCAGGGAGAGUUAUAAUUAAGGUCUGAUAAAAGGAAAGCAGCUAUGUGGGGUGAAAUGCCGUCAAGUACAGGAGAGAAAAAAAAAAGUUAUGUUCUUCUUUUCAUGUCAUCUAUCUCAUUAACCUUCUCUCUCAAACAGAAAUGCCUCCAAGAGCUCAUUUAAGUUGUUUUUAUAGAAGUGGUUACACUUGUUAUUUAGUUUCUUGGUUCUUAAAGGGAAAUUAUAUGUUUCUGAUUCACUUUGCAUUCAUACUGUCAUUUUAAACAGAACUUACUGGACAUCCAAUACAAUGCUUUGUGUGGGGUAUGAAAAGGAGUCAAAACAGCACCAGGAAUUUCUCCAUCACACUCAUAAAUGAAGGUCUGCUCCUUUGCGCAUCUCUCAUGCUUGUAUUGAACUGUAAUUGGCAACGUUGUAGAUGUGGCAAGAAAAAAAAGGUAUGCAUGAACAUUCUGUCCUAUUAAGGGUGGGAUCCUAUGACAUAUUAUCGUAUUUUUGGUUCAUUUUGUGUUCAUAUUUUAGUUGAACUGCACCGGAGUUGGAGCGAAGUGGACCGAAACCUAGGGCUGGGCGAUUUGACCUAAAAUCAAAAUCUUAAUUAAUUAAACAUUUUGACUCUAUUUUGAUUAAUGACCGAAUAUUAUAUGUUUAUUUAUUUAUUUUUUGCCCCUCACAUGGUUUGUACAGUAAAUAUGCGGACAUUUUAAAAGUGAGAGAUUUUUGAAUGAAGGGUGCAUUACUUGAUUUAAAAUUAUUGAAGGAAACACACACUAUCUACUAUCUAUGAUUAUUUAUUGACCCUCAAUGUUGAAAAACUUAAAUGGACCCUUCGCUAAGCCCCACCCUCCUUAGUUACUGUUGCUACUCCUGUCAAGCUUUUGUGCCUGCAACGUCUAUUACAAUGUGUAUGCGCCAGUGUCAGACAUUGCCAGGGAUAUAAUUAGUCAUUUUUGGCAAACAGGUGGGAUAUACGAGACAGCCAGACAAAAAUGGUAUGCAGUAUGCAUUACAAGGGUAUAUUCACGACAUAAUAGCAACCGAUUAGAAAAUGAUUUAAUCAAAAUUGAAGCUAGCUUACCCUAGCUGCCUCAUACGCCGACCAUUCUACAGCUUAGUUCAUGCACAGCAGGAGAGGUGAAAUUAAAACAUAAUCGAAUAAUAACAAAUUAAACCGUAAUU